CAAUCGGUCGCGCGCGAAGGUUCACCUAGCACAGUACAGUUCAGUGAAGAAUGGAGGAGAGGAUAAAGGCCCAAGUGAAGGACAGCGAUCCUGCAGAGGUGAAGGAGCUGAUCUUGGACAAUGUCCGUGAAACGUCAAUAGUUGGUCUGACUGACAAAUUCUCUUCCCUGGCAACACUCUCUGUCAUUCACGUCGGCCUCACAUCACUGGACGGUCUUCCCGCUCUCCCUAGCCUCACCAAGCUAGAACUGGGGGACAACAAGCUGACAGGAGGUCUGGAGGCCCUGAGCAAGUGUCCAGAAAUUCGACAUCUUAGUCUGGUUGGCAACAGACUGGCUUCUGUUGACCUUCUCGCCCCUCUGAAGGGUCUGGAGAAGCUGGAGACCCUGGACCUGUUGGACUGUCCCCUCACGAGGCAAGAGGACUACAGGGCACGUGUGUUUGCUCUGCUCCCGGGUCUCAGAUCACUCGACGGUCUCAAUCAGGCAGGGGAGGAGGUGGAGGAGACCGACAGUGAGGGGGAAGGUCAGAACAAUACAAUGGAACCCCUCUAAUGAGGACACUAGUAAAAUUUGAAUUUAGAACACUCUCUAAUAAGGACACACCUUUUCUUUCCCCAAUUGCAUUUGCCUCAAACUAGCUAUGUAACAAUUAUGUUGAUGAUAUUGGCUAUAUAUCUAUAGUGUGCUUGUAUACAAUUUAGAUAUAUUAUACUGUUUGACUCUUCUACAAUCAUUAUGUAUGUAACAGAAGAAGAGGAAGAAGAGGAGGAGGGAGAGGGGGAGGGAGAGGAUGAGGACGAUGAGGUCGGACUGGACUACCUCAACAGACCCCUUGACUCUGAUGAAUCCAGUGAUGGAGGAGACUAUGACCCGGAGGCUGAUGGAGAUGAAGAAGAUGACGACCUCAUACCAAGUGACGACGGAGAGGGAGGAGGGGAGGAGGAUGUCCCGUCUGCCAAGAGGCAAAAAGUCAGCGAACCAGGCACGCAGCAAAAAAGCGCUCAGCCUGAGAACUAAACAAUCACACUAUCUAUAAUGUACUGUAUAUACCACACCCACACAUGUAUCACAUAUACACUGUCUAUUACAUCAUCGCUCCCUCUGUAUAUAUCAAUAUACCUUGUUUACACACACGACGUUAUUAUCAACAGCAAAAACUGGCAUCUAAAUGCAUUUUUGACUAUCGA
This is a messenger RNA of Geodia barretti, 1189 nucleotides long. The record is from the annotation of a GenBank genome assembly. Lineage: Eukaryota; Metazoa; Porifera; Demospongiae; Tetractinellida; Geodiidae.